This is a messenger RNA of Lactuca saligna, 408 nucleotides long. The record is from the annotation of a GenBank genome assembly. Lineage: Eukaryota; Viridiplantae; Streptophyta; Magnoliopsida; Asterales; Asteraceae.
AUGAGAUCAAAGCUCUCUUCUAAUGGGAACUUUUCCGUUCAUGAUUUGCAUGUCAUAAUUGAUUCUAAGCUUACUGUUCAUAUGCCUAAUUUGAUUGUUUGGUUAAGGUUGAGGAAAUGUAGCUUCUUUGAAUGGAAAGAUGAAGAACAGGCAGACGGGUACUACAAAAACCUGCUAUAUUCUCUGAAGCAAAAACUGGAUGCCAAAGAUGAAAUGUCUGAGAUGAACAAUUUGAGGAGAAGGAUUGUUGAAGUGGAGUUUUUGCUGUCACAGGAGCAGUAUAAGGUGGCAAAGAGUGAGAAAGAAGUUCAUGAUGCAAUGAAGUCAAUAGGCAGGUACAGGAUGAUAGUUGCCUUGUUGUUUGGUUGCUUGGUCCUAUGUGUUUUGAAGUUAGGGGGGUCAAUGUAG